Messenger RNA from Quercus robur (English oak), 645 nucleotides. RefSeq lists its product as uncharacterized. The transcript has a single exon. The record is from RefSeq and is a predicted model, not a curated record. NCBI's taxonomy places the organism in Eukaryota, Viridiplantae, Streptophyta, Magnoliopsida, Fagales, Fagaceae. The coding region runs from base 1 to 645 and encodes 214 amino acids.
AUGUCAGAUGUGCUGUACAGGGCAACCAAGUACAUGAAUGCCAAAGAUGUGUUGUUGGCCCGAGAAGAAAAGCCGAGGAAGAGGGAAAGACAAGAGGAUGUAUGGCAGGAUAGGGGGUGGAAGAUGGCCAGGACCAGAGAACGGUGGGAAGACAGGUGUUCCAUGCCCCUCACGAGAAAAUUCGUGAGUUUCACUUCGCUGACUGCCUCGAUUGACCAAGUCCUGAUGCAGAUUAAGGACGAAGGAGCUCUGACUUUCCCUGGCAAGCUGAAGGGAGAUCUAAAUAAGAGGUCUAGAGACAAGUAUUAUCGCUUUCACCGUGAUCAUGGCCAUGACACAACUGACUAUUACGACCUAAAACAACAAAUUGAAGCCCUUAUCAAACAAGGAAAGCUACAGAGGCUUGUCAGCAAGGAGAGGACGGACCCACCUCAAGAGCAGGCUCCUCGACGGGAGAAUGAGCGCCCCAGGUCGCCCAUAGGAGAUAUAAGAAUGAUUGUAAGGGGCACGACGAUUAUUGGGUCAUCCAAAAAAGCUUGUAAGACUUACCUCAGGAUGGUUCAGAACGUCCAGCUAACGAUUUCUGUACCUAAGAUGGUACGAAUAGACAACCCCGUCAUCGGAUUCUCGAAAGAAGAUGCCUGA